CUGAAAUCAUGCAACGAGUAACUAUUUAUUUAUUUAAUGUAUAAAAUUGAACAGGCACUAGAUGACAGUUGGGGAAUACCCACAUGUCCAUUCUCGAAAGAGUUAUCAAUUCAAUAGCGUAAAAUUAUUUCAACUUCAAAAGAAAAUGAUUGUUUUAUUAAUUUGGAUCUUUAUAAGUCGUAUAUUGUUAUCAAAUUGUGCAGAAAACAUUGUAUUGAUCAUUGCUGAUGAUUUGGAUAUAUUUCUUAAUGGCAUGACGCCAAUGCAAAAUACAUUGGAUUUAAUUGGAAGUAAAGGUGCAGCAUUUUCAAAUUGUUUCGUUGCUUCGCCUAUCUGUUGCCCAAAUAGAGCAUCACUUUUAACUGGAACAUAUCAACAUAAUCAUUUAGUAGUUAAUAAUUCAAUUAGUGGAGGCUGUAAUAGUAUUGAAUGGCAAAAGAUACAAGAACCAAAAACAUUUGCAGCAUAUUUGAAAAAAGAAAUGUUUUAUACAACUUUUUAUGCUGGAAAAUAUUUAAAUCAGUAUGGAGAUAAAAUAGUAGGUGGAUCUGCUCAUGUACCAGUAGGAUGGGAUUGGUGGGCUGGUCUUAUUGGGAAUUCAAAAUAUUAUAAUUAUUCCUUGUCAAUAAAUGGAACUGAAAAAAUGUUUGGUAAUAAACCAAAUGAUUAUCUUACUGAUGUAAUCAGUGAUUUGGCAGUAGACUUUAUUAAGUCACGUAAUCCAAAUAGUCAACCAUUUCUUAUGGUUUUAGCACCACCUGCACCUCAUGCACCUUUUACACCAGCAAUAAGGCACAUUGAUAAAUAUAAGGAUGUAAAAGCUAAAAGAACACCUAAUUUCAACACACAGACUCAAAUGGAUAAGCAUUGGUUAGUGCAAAGAGGUCCAUCUCCACUUCCUGAUAAUUUAUUGCCUAAGUUAGAUGAAAUCUAUAGAAAAAGAUGGGAAACAUUGUUAGCUGUUGAUGAGCUUGUAGGAAAUGUAUAUCAAGCUUUAAAAAUGGAAAAUCUUUUAGAUAAGACUUAUAUUGUAUUUACUUCUGAUAAUGGAUAUCAUAUUGGUCAAUUCAGUAUGCCAAUAGAUAAACGUCAACCAUAUGAAACAGAUAUUAGAGUUCCAUUAUUAAUACGAGGUCCUGGAAUUCAACCAUCAAAGAUUGUUGCACCUAUUAGCAGUGUUGACUUAUUUUCAACAAUUUUAGGAAUAGCUGGUAUACAACGUCCAUCAGAUGGAACAUCAUUUUUAAAAAAAGUAUUACCAAAAGGUAGAACUCUGUUAAUAGAGUAUAGAGGCGAAAGAUCUAGAGGUAUUCCAUCCUCAGGUUGUCCAAGUGAUUAUGAUUCAAAUCUUGCAUUAUGUUCUAAAGAUAUGGCAUGCAAAUGUCAAGAUGUUGCAAAUAAUACUUUUAGUUGCAUACGACAUAUAUCUCCAAAAUUUAACAAUAUUUUCUGUAUUUUCGAAGACAAUAAGCAUUAUAUUGAAGCAUACAAUAUAACAACAGAUAAAUAUCAAAUGGAAAAUAUUGGAUAUACUAUGAAGCAUCGUCGUAGAUACAGAUUAAGGAAAAAUCUUAAAAAAAUGAGUAUUUGUAAAAAUGAAGAAUGUGUUGUUACAAAUAUGGAACAUAUGUAUGUUUAAAUAUUAACAUAUUGCGGAUAGUGACUACAUAUAUUUUAAAUUUACGAAUAAUAUGAAUGAAAUAUAGGAACCGUUAAAAGUUAGAAAUGCCGACAGCCGUUUUAUUUCGAAUUACUGCAUUUAUGGAAAUCAUGAGCGAAGAAUACGCCGUGAAUCUGGAUAUAAGAAUAACUCGCCUUGCUUCCCGGGUACCUCGAGCAAACUGUUUUCUUAGCAAAUAUUUUUAUUAAAGCCCCGCGGUUCGAAUAUCUGAAUAGCAAUCGCGCUAUUCGGGGGCAGAGAAAAAGAAAACCGAAUAAAGACAGAACGCAGAAAUAUGCUUUUGCCAUAUCCAUAAAUUUAAUCUAUUAAAACGUUUUGAAUCGUUUAAGGAUUUAUGAAACUAAAUUUAUGAAAUAUUAUGAUACUAAAAUUAUUCAAGAUCAACGUAAAAAAAUUCCAUUCUUCUGAUCCUAAACAUCGGGGGUAACUAUAAAGCAAAGUGGCCCGAUUUGCUGCUUUUCAAUGCCAAGCACCGUAAGAGACAUCCUUUCAUGUUGCAUAAAAGAACUUCGAAAUGUUUGUACACACGUUAACCGUUCUAUAGACUAUUUAAACGUUUGUGCAGAUGGUAUUUGAAGGUAAUAUAAUGUACAUAAAAUUA
Molecule: messenger RNA, 2282 nt
Organism: Frieseomelitta varia
Lineage: Eukaryota; Metazoa; Arthropoda; Insecta; Hymenoptera; Apidae
Product: N-acetylglucosamine-6-sulfatase-like
Exons: 12
Coding region: 62-1639 (525 amino acids)
Biological process (GO): glycosaminoglycan metabolic process
Molecular function (GO): N-acetylglucosamine-6-sulfatase activity; glycosaminoglycan binding
Source: RefSeq, a predicted model, not a curated record